Desarmillaria tabescens is the source of this 1515-nucleotide messenger RNA. RefSeq names its product cytochrome P450. The coding region runs from base 1 to 1515 and encodes 504 amino acids. Gene Ontology annotation, molecular function: iron ion binding; oxidoreductase activity, acting on paired donors, with incorporation or reduction of molecular oxygen; heme binding. The transcript is spliced from 14 exons. The record is from RefSeq and is a predicted model, not a curated record. NCBI's taxonomy places the organism in Eukaryota, Fungi, Basidiomycota, Agaricomycetes, Agaricales, Physalacriaceae.
AUGAACCAGAUGGGAAAUCCGUCCGUCGCAUGGAAGCCAUGGGGAUCCUGGGAGGACUUUUUAUCCCCCUCGAACGCGUUGGAUCGUCCGCUUCCUGUCUGCCAUGAAUUCGAACUACGUGCCCAAUCCACAGCUGGCGGCCUAGAGGCGACCUGGCAGAAAGCAUACGGGAACACGUUUCGUAUCGGCGGAUGCUUCGCUCAAGACAUCCUGAUGACCGCCGACCCCAAAGCCAUCCAACAUAUCCUCCGAAAUUCUGGGUAUCGGUACCCCAAAACCAAGGACAUCGUGCACGUGUGGGAGCUGGCGGUGGGAAGAAGCGUCGUAGCUGCUGGAGGUUCUGCGCACCAACGCCAGCGAAGGAUUCUCGGUCCGGCUUUCUCACCUGGUCAGUUAAAGAAGUACGCGACCGUAUUCAAAGCCACUGGUAUUGAGCUCUGUGGGAAGAUCCGUGAACUCGUUAGUCAAGGCCCGACGGAAAUUAACAUGCUGAAAUUGACCGGUCGUGCUGCUUUGGAUAAUAUUGGUCUAGCCUCUCUGGGAUGUAAAUUUGGCGCCCUCGACGGCAGUUCGUCGGAAAUGGCAGACUUGAUUCGACGUUCAUUUACUACCCUCUCCAGCAUACCGCCAACUCCCCUUAUAGUCCUGGCUCCGGCUCUCUGGAGAUUUCUCCCAAAAUCGAUGUUAUUCAUCCUUGAUAGGAUACCUACUCCGGAAAUCAAGAUAUUCCGGAAGUUCAAAACGAUAUCAAGAAGAACCGCGCGCGAGACGAUCAAGACCGCUCACCGUGACGGUUCGAGGGAUCUUGCGACCCUUCUGGCCGAAGCAUCUGACAAGAAUUUAUUGGACGAGGAUGAGGUCCUCUCCCAGCUGGCAACGUUCACUCUAGCUGCUGAAGACACUGUAGCAUCUGCGAUCUCUUGGACGCUCUACGAGCUCAGCCGGUGUCCCGAGUAUCAAGCUCGUGUUAGAGAAGAAAUAAUCCGCUUAGAUGAUUAUGAGACCAUGCCUCUGCUUAACGCCGCCAUAAACGAAACACUGCGUCUACAUCCUCUCAUGUUCACUUUUUCGCGGUAUGCGGCUGAGAACGACGUUAUCCCAUUGAGUGAUCCGAUCACUACACGAACGGGAAUGACGUUGAAUGAGAUCCCCGUGGAGAAAGGACAGAUGCUGAUGAUUUCGGCAUAUACGUAUAAUCGGCUUUCCAGUGUUUGGGGAAAAGAUCCUGACCACUGGAACCCCGAGCGUUUCCUUCAGGAAAGGAGCACAGUUUCGGUUGGUCUACAUGAGAAUCUCCUGAACUUCAGUGACGGCGUUCAUGGAUGUAUCGGAUGGAAGUACGGAGUGAUCCAACUGCAAGUUAUCCUAGUGGAACUUCUCAAGUCAUUCGAGUUCCUCAAUUCCGAGGUUGAGAUCCUCAACGGGAGUGCUUUUGUGGGUUUGAUACCCGUCGUCAAAGGACGAGAACAAGAAGGGAUGCAAGUGCCCGUGAUCGUUAAGGCAUCGAAAUAUUGA